GUAUGGGGUGAGGAACAAGAAGAGGUGGUGGCAAAAAUGAAAGAGGAAUUCCGAGAAGGAGGGUUGGUGUUAGGAGCGUCAGAUUAUGACGCCACAGAAACGCGACCCUUCAUUGUCGAAACGGAUGCGGGACCGACUGCCUUAGGGGGAGUUCUAAUACAGGCAGACAUGGAAGGAAAUGAAAGACCCUUGCGAUUUGAGAGCCGGACUCUCAGUACGACAGAGAGGAACUACUCUCAGUUCAAGAGGGAGACCUUUGCUGUCCUCCACUGUCUGAGAAUCUUCCGGAACUAUGUCUUCGGCAGGAGAUUUAUUUUGAGAGUGGAUCCGACCGCCCUGGCCUACUCUCUAAGGAAUUACGUUCCAUCGGAUCCGACGAUUGCCAGAUGGCUGAUGUGCAUCUGGAUGUUCAAUUUCGAAUUAGAACGGAUUCCUGGUAGUAAGAACCGGGCAGACGGGCUGAGUCGGAUCAACUGGGAUAAGCAGGAAGGGGAGGCGGUGGAGAGUACGCCCCCAUUUGAUGGAUUUCUGGAUCAGGAAGAAGAUGUUCGUCUUCAUAUCAACAAAUGGUCGCCGCGAGUGCCCAGCUGUGUAGGCUAUCCUAUCUGGCAAGCGCCAAAGGGGUACGAAAGGAGGAAUGAGCUAGUCCUGAAGCGCUUUGAGGAAGAAGAUCCCUGGGGCGGUAAGGAUGUUCAAUGGAUGAUGGAGCUAGCGCUGGCCAGCUCGCAUAGCCUGGUGAAGGACAUGAGAACGAUUGAGGAAGGACCUGGCCAGGUAGAACGGCAUGAGGAUCUAAUGGGAGGAAUGUAUCUACUCGUCAACACGUUAUUGCAGGAAGGCCUCGACCAGUCAGGCUCGUUGAACUCGACAGGAAAUGUGGACGGAGUGCCCGAGAGCCAGGACGACGAGUUCGAGGAAGGAGAGUUAAGGAGGCUUUUCGUGCAGAGGAGUCUGACUUUACGAAGACAGCCAUGCCAAGAGGAGGGAAGGGGACACGGCCGCCUCAGAGGCCGUUGGGCGCAUCAGGAGGAUAUGAGCGGCAUGGGCCUCGCCAUCGAGAGAGUACUCCAGUCUACAAUGAUGGGGACAUCGAGCUAUUCCUGGACAGUUUCUGGGAGCAAUAUGAGGCGUAUGGGCUGGACCGUCGCUCAGGCGAUUGAGAGAUUGAGGGGAGCAGGUAAGUUCGAAGAGCCCAUUGCCAGGAUUCGUAGGGAGGCGACAACGAGGCAGGAGGUGGAGAUGAGGAUGGAGGAGUUGCGACCCUCGCCUGUGGGAGUUGAUGGCUGGCCGAUCCGCCUGGAGAUUGGAAAUGCGUCGGACUUCAUCCCCGCGUUUGAGUGGUUCAUGCAAGAGCAGGGCAUAUCGAGAGAUGAUUGGAUGCAGAUGCUACCCCUUUGGACCAGAAAGGCGGAAAGGCCACUGGCUAUGCAGAUCAGGGACAUGGCACGAGAUUGGGAGAGCUGCAGGGCACAUUUGAGAGAGGCCUUUCGACGGCCAGAGCUCCCUCAGCCCAGAGUCGAGAGGCGGCAGAGGAGUCAGAGGUCGAGGGAUCCUGAGCCCAGGGAGGUGAGACCGUCUCAGGGAGGACAGAAGGCCCUAGCCAGGAGAGAGGAGGGGCCGGAGCGGGAGCCAGAGGUUGAGGAGCGAGGGGCAUACCCUGAGUGUGGGUUGGGACCAGUGGAGUUCCAUCGUUUUACUGAGGGUGGAUUGAGGAGGUCACCAGCACACACACGGGAGCAGCCGCCGGUGUCUGAGGGGCCGUUGAGAGAGUUAGAGACGCAUCUGGAUAUCUCUCAGUGGAGAGCAUCGCCUCAGGAUGAGAAGCAUGAAGAGCACGUAGAAGGGGUGCCACGAGUGGAGGUGCCACGUGAGGAGAUGCCACGAAAGGAGGUGCCACGUAAGGAAAUGCCACGAGAGGAGGUGCCACAGGAAGAGGUCCAGGGUACUCAGCGAGAGAGAGGGCUGGGCGAUGAGGGGAGACGUGCAGGGAAGGAAGUGAUAGAGGUUGGAGAGGACAGGCCCGCACAUACGCCAGCAGUGGGUUUGAGACUCGGGGAUGCACCAGGGAGCACCCGGCAGGCAAAGGAGGGGUUGCAGAGAGAGGAGACCCCUUUACCUUCGUUAGAAAAGACUCCUUCGCCAGAAGAAAGGGCAGAAAGGAGGAGAGAGAGGGCAGCUGUAAGGAGAGAAGCUUUGAUCCUGAUUGAUAGGCACCUAGCAGCUCAUGCCCUAGAGCACCCAGACCUGGAGGAGCCAGCACCUGCAGAGCCACGCCAGGAGUCAUGCCAGCCCGAGAAGGAGAUGGAAGCAGAGAUCCCAAAGAGGGUCGACCUCCGCACGAGGGAAAGGGUGUCAGCUGGAGAGACGGCUGAAGAAAAGAGAGCAAGAAGAACUAGACGGAUAGAUGAGAUAUGGCAGGAGAGGCAGAGGUUGGAGGCAGCGGGGGAGCUUCCGGAGCAGCAACAGGAGAGGCAGAGAUCGGAAGCAGCAGGAGCACUCCCAGGUCAGCCACCUAGCGCGCCAGCUAAGGCCCCGGAGAUUCAUGAGAUGUGGAGAGACUUCUGGGAGCAGAGAGGAGAGGAGUUUCCAUCGCCAGUCAGAGCCGGGUUUGGGGUGGCCAGGAAGGCGAAAGAAAGGUUAGAUCGUAAAAUCAAGUUCCUGGCCAAGACCACUUUUGACCGGCACUUGUUAUUAGAGGGCGAUCUGGCAGGGAAGAAAAUGAAGGAAGCCAGUCGUGGAGUACGUCUGGAGGCUAUGGAGAUGAAAAUUCAGGAACUUAGGGCUUUGGUGGCCAGCCAGGCAGCUAUCAUUGAGAGCCUGAGGCAGCAAACCCAGGGAAAGGUGGACAGACCAGAGAGGAGCCGGCAGGGAGAGCAGAGGCAGCCAGGACAGGGAUUGCCAGGACAGCCAUCUGCGACAGAAUUUCGCCAGGAGCCACCUAUGGGGAGGGUUAUCCUGGAGUCAGAGGAGGCGAGAGCACAAAGACAGGCGGAGAGAGAGGCGUUCGAGUUCAGAGCCCCUACCGAGCUCGCGACACUGCCAGUAGCAGCGGCGGGCCCAGUCGUACCUUUGGCAGUAGAGGARGGGCUGCCACCAUCUAGCAGUGAGCCGGCUCAGGGCUCAGUAGAGGAAUCUAUGGGCGUGCUCCUUGAGGCGGUGCAUACUAUGCAGGAGGAGGUGAGUUUGUUUUCACCUGAGUAGAGGAUAGAGGAGCCUCUUGAGAG
This is a messenger RNA of Chara braunii, 3224 nucleotides long. NCBI's taxonomy places the organism in Eukaryota, Viridiplantae, Streptophyta, Charophyceae, Charales, Characeae. The record is from the annotation of a GenBank genome assembly.